Molecule: messenger RNA, 3333 nt
Organism: Drechmeria coniospora
Lineage: Eukaryota; Fungi; Ascomycota; Sordariomycetes; Hypocreales; Ophiocordycipitaceae
Product: histone deacetylase HosB
Exons: 2
Coding region: 1-3333 (1110 amino acids)
Cellular component (GO): nucleus
Molecular function (GO): histone deacetylase activity
Source: RefSeq, a predicted model, not a curated record
AUGUCGUUACCCUUGGGCGCCUCACGGCGGCUGUCAACUACGAACGCCACCCCCGAUGACGACGGCCUCACUCAGUCGCUCAGCCAGCUGUCGCUGACAAACCAACCCUCCGUCAACAAAUCACCACGACCGAAACCCGCGUCCGUGCCACUGCAUCCAUCCUCUCGCCGCUCCUCGGCCUCGACCUCGGCAUGCCCUGAACAGCCACCCCAAAGUCCGUCAAGUGCCCAACUUUCUCGAGUCACGCCCCAUGUUGCAUCGCCUCCCCUGCUGCGCAAGACGUCCACGAGCUCCUUGCAGUCAACCAGCAGUGUUGGCACGGCACGGCCCGCAUCGCGUCGCUCCAGCUUGGCCAACGUUUGGUCCCCCUCCUCGAGUUCCUCUCAAUUGGGCAAGCCACCCCAGAAAGAGGAGAAGCCGGCUGUGACGGCAAACUCGGUCGCCAGGGAUUACUUUAAGUCUGAGCUGGAAGUCCAUCAUGGGCCGACGCCAACGCGCCAUACGAAAACCAUCGUCAUACUCAACGAUGCCGUCUAUGGCCACCGGUUCUCCCGGCCACGGACCUCGCGCAACGCUCUCAGCACCAUCGUCGAACGGCCCGAGAGAAUCAAGGCUUGCGUGAUGGGAAUAUCGAUGGCAUAUGUGCGCCUGGGCGGUCGCCACAGCGAAGGCCCAUUUCCGAUUCAGCCGACAAGAGACGUUGGCUCCCUGCCGAGCGUACCAUUUCGCAUUCGCAAGACGACGAACCGAUUACCCUUGACUUCUCCCGCCGUCACGAAUGUCCAUGGCACGAAAUGGAUGAACGUGCUGAAGGACAUGUGUCUCUCGGCUGAAUCGAAACUCGCCAUGGGCGGUAAGGAACUGAAGCGGACCCGGGGUUCCGAUGACGGCCCUGGCCAAAAGCUGCACGAGGGCGACCUGUAUCUGUGUUCAGAAUCGCUCGAGGCCAUUGAGGGCGCGCUGGGAUCCGUCUGCGAAGCAGUCGACACCGUUUUCACCACUCCAUUUCGAAGGGCCUUCGUUGGUGUAAGGCCGCCAGGACAUCAUUGUUCGGCCUCACAACCAUCCGGAUUCUGCUGGGUGAAUAACGUGCACGUCGGCAUCAUGCACGGCAUUCUUACCCACGGCCUUACGCAUGCAGCCAUCAUCGACUUUGACCUUCAUCAUGGCGACGGAUCUCAGGCGAUCACCUGGCAGCACAACGCCCGGGCUACCGCAGCGGCCAAGAACUCGUCGGCGUGGAAGAAGACGUCGAUAGGCUACUUCAGCCUGCAUGACAUCAACUCCUAUCCCUGCGAGAUGGGUGAUGAGGAAAAGGUCAAGAAUGCAAGCCUCUGCAUCGACAAUGCCCAUGGCCAGUCGGUCUGGAAUGUCCACCUGCAUUCGUGGAAGAGCGAGAAAGACUUUUGGGUCCUCUACGAGACCAGAUACAAGAUGCUCCUGGAAAAGACCCGAGUCUAUCUGCGGAACCAGGCUGACAGACUCAAGGCCCUGAACCAACCGGCCAAGGCCGCCAUUUUCUUCUCCGCCGGCUUCGACGCGAGCGAGUGGGAGAGCGCCGGGAUGCAGCGGCACCAGGUCAAUGUUCCGACAGAAUUUUACGCUAGACUCUCUCAAGAUGUGGUCAAGCUCGCCGCAGAGGAGGGCUUGCACGUGGAUGGGCGCGUCAUCAGCGUCCUGGAAGGUGGGUACAGCGACAGAGCCUUGUCUUCUGGAAUCUUCAGUCACCUGAGCGGUCUCGUUGAAAGCCAGACGGCGGCCGAUGUGCAAACGGAAGCAGACGAAUCCCCGGCAUCUGUUCAUUCGUAUGACCGCUCGUGGUGGUCAAGUGCCGCGCUGGAUAAGCUGGAACAGCCAUUCGUGCCGCCGUCGCCGCCUAGGAAAGCGCGAAGUGCGUUGUCGACGUUCUCGUCCCCCACGCAGGCAGCAACAGCGAAGGCUGCGGAUCCCGCUCGAAUGAGACGCACCUUGUCCGGCGUGUCGACCCUCACAGUCAUCGAGAGACCUACGUCGCCGACGCCUCCGGAUGUGCCGUGGGUCGUGGCGACGCAGGAGCUGUGCAAGCUUCUCAUCCCCACAGAUCGACAGACCGACAGCUGCAAAGCCGAGGAGCUGAAUGCGGAGGCAUCCAAAGCCAGACGAGACCGCCAUUCAAUCCUGAUGGGAAUCCCUCCACCCGCCGAGCAGAGCAGUAGGCCUACGUCGCGCAUGGCCCUGCGGGAGCGACGAGCAAAAGCAACCGGGCCGGUCAAUGAAGAAGGCAAUGGAAAUAUCAAAACAAGACGCAAGAACGCAGAAAUGGACAUGUUUGCCUCUCCAGAGAAGCCGUCGAAGCAUAGUCCCCCUUCGCGUCCUUUUGCGGCGCAGUCGUCCCAAGGGUACAGCGGAACUUCCAUUGCUCUCGAAUUGGCACGAGAAGAGACGGCAGCUUCGCUGCCUGAAAGCGAUAGCGAUCCCAACCGCCCAGCGUCCGCCUCGAGCUCAAGAGCUCAAAGCGGGAGCAAGACGACGGUCAAGAAGCCCCGGUCAGCAGCGGUAACUCGCAAGGAAGUCGUGUCUCACGCAAGGAGUCCUAGAAAGGCACCUACUGCGACGAGGAACGGGCCUGCGACCGCACCUGGCGCCGCUACCAGCGAUGCCGACACGACUUUGGAUGCGGUGACGACGGGAAUAAAGAAGAUCAAAAUUAACUUGAUAACAAAGUCGCAAAGGGAGGCAAGGGAAAGAGCAAAGCUUGAAGCCGAGAAGGAUUCGCCUAAGAUGGGCGGACUCGACCCAAGCGGCCCUCCCUCGAUGCUGCGGAAGCCAAUGGUAAUUUCGGAUAGCCCGACCAAGUUAUCGGCUGGGAAAGCACCUAUGCAGCAUGCUGCCUUUGCGGCGCCCUGUGCGCAGGAAGCAGCAUCCAUCUCGGGCGAAUCUAGAAUUCCCGUGGGGGAACCAUGUUCACCCAGAACGACGACGUUUUGUGAACAGCGAUCGUCGGGUCCGUCGGAGGAUAUCGACUCCAUUAUCGGCAUUCCAGCCAGCGACGGCAGCCAAUUAUUCGUUUCGUAUCAGCCUGAGGGACCGGACCCGAUCCCGAUCGCGCAGGAGGUGCCCCUGCAUUGGCUGCCGCCAAAUGAAUCUACGCCAUCGGCGAAGGCUCGCGUCGUUGUGCCAUACGCUAAAAACAACGGUCUGUUUCAUUACUCGUCUGGAAUUCCAUUCGCACCGCGACAGGAAGAUACCACGGCAAAGCUGGAGCCGGACGCCUCCACAGGGGCUUCCUUGGUGACCAAAGUAGACGACAAGCCAGGUUCUGUAUGGGAUGUACCUGAAACACCACGGAAGUAG